CAAAACGCCAAAACGCAACGCAACGAUAGCGAACACAACACAACACAGUAAGUAAAGAGAAGCAGUUUCCAGUCUCCGUCAGUAAAACGAUGGGCGACUUCACGGUUGCGUUAAACCCUCCCAAAACCUUCCGCUCCGACAAUCUCCUAUCCACCACCAACCGCAUUUCCCCAGCGGCGCGUGGCUUUCAAACCUCACUCGCGUUCAAACCGCGCGUUUUUCGAGGAAUCCGUGCUUCGGUGAUGCCAAGAGAGGGCCAGCCACAACAACAACAACAACAAGCGUCGUCUCUCGGAGACGCUCUCGUCAACAGUCCGCGCCGAAACGACGUCGUCGAGGCCAUCGGAAGAACCGCAUCGCUCUCCAACUGCCUCUCCGAAACGAACCUCCACGCCACCGUUCCCGGCCUCGAGUCCAAAACCCGCGGCAAAGUUCGAGAUAUAUACGACGCUGGGGAUUACCUCGUUUUGGUGACCACUGAUCGGCAGAGUGCGUUUGAUCGGAUUCUUGCUUCCAUUCCUUUCAAAGGCCAGGUUCUCAAUCAGACGAGUUUGUGGUGGUUUGAAAGAACUAAGCAUAUCGUCUCUAAUGCGGUUGUAUCAGCUCCAGAUAACAAUGUUACAAUAGCUAGGAAAUGUUCAGUUUUCCCAGUUGAGUUUGUUGCUAGAGGGUUCGUCACUGGAAGUACUGAUACAUCUCUAUGGACAGUCUACAAUAAAGGCGUUCGGAACUAUUGUGGAAAUGUCAUCCCAGAUGGAAUGGUAAAAAAUCAGAAGUUGCCUAAAAAUAUACUCACUCCAACAACCAAGGCUGCAGAUCAUGAUGUUCCUAUCACUCCAGAUGAGAUCAUAGAAAGGGGACUGAUGACUCGAGCUGAUUAUGUAGAAGCAAGUGAAAAAGCAUUAUCCUUGUUUGAAUAUGGACAGCAAGUGGCUUUGGAGCAUGGCCUCAUAUUGGUAGACACUAAGUAUGAGUUUGGGAAGGCAAAUGAUGGUUCAAUUAUGUUGAUUGAUGAGGUCCAUACUCCUGAUUCAAGUAGAUAUUGGAUUGCCAAUUCUUACCUGGAGCGCUUUCAAAAUGGUCUUGAGCCUGAAAAUAUUGACAAGGAGUUCUUGAGGCUGUGGUUUAAAAGUCACUGCAAUCCAUAUGAAGAUGAGGUCCUUCCUGAUGCUCCUGAAGAUCUUGUCUGUGAAUUAGCCUGGCGUUACAUUUUCUUGUAUGAGACUAUAACAAAAUCAAAGUUUGAGGUGCCCUUGACCGAGGAGCCUAUACAUGACCGAAUUUCACGAAAUGUUGCAUCUGCACUGUCAUCCUUAAAGUAGCCUGGGAAUUAUAGGGCACUGUUGUAAUUCUGUAUUUUAAUAUCUUACUAUAAACUAUAUCAAAAACUUAAAUUAAUGGAGAACUUCUCCAAGCAAGUUUUUAUUUUUCCUAAGUAUAACUUAAAGCAGAAAGGCAAAACAACAGACAGUUUUCAGAAAUUUGACAUGUGAUUUUUUUUAAGAAUAAAGAGCUGUUUUUGGAAGCAGAACCCAUUGUGUCCUUUGCCUUGUAUAUUUCAUUGCGACAGUACGAGAAUUAAAUAUUAUCUGUUCUGUAUGAGGAAUUAUUUGCGCAUGUUA
Messenger RNA from Glycine soja, 1622 nucleotides. Its product is annotated as phosphoribosylaminoimidazole-succinocarboxamide synthase, chloroplastic-like. The coding region runs from base 90 to 1322 and encodes 410 amino acids. The transcript is spliced from 12 exons. Gene Ontology annotation, biological process: 'de novo' IMP biosynthetic process. Gene Ontology annotation, cellular component: chloroplast stroma; cytoplasm. The record is from RefSeq and is a predicted model, not a curated record. Lineage: Eukaryota; Viridiplantae; Streptophyta; Magnoliopsida; Fabales; Fabaceae. Gene Ontology annotation, molecular function: phosphoribosylaminoimidazolesuccinocarboxamide synthase activity.